CCCUGCCCUCCUGGGCAGCCAGGGCAACAAGGACGGCACCAAGGGAGCUACCCCAUGGACAGGGCCCCACAGACACAGCACCAAGCCUCGCAGGAGCUGCUGGCUGCAAAGAAGACCCACACCUCACAAAUUGAAGUGAUCCCUUGCAAAAUCUGUGGGGACAAGUCAUCUGGGAUCCACUACGGGGUUAUUACCUGUGAGGGGUGCAAGGGUUUCUUCCGUCGGAGCCAGCAGUGCAACGUGGCCUACUCCUGCACCCGUCAGCAGAACUGCCCCAUCGACCGCACUAGCCGGAACCGAUGCCAGCACUGCCGCCUACAGAAAUGCCUGGCACUGGGCAUGUCCCGAGAUGCUGUCAAGUUCGGCCGCAUGUCCAAGAAGCAGAGGGACAGCCUGCAUGCGGAAGUGCAGAAACAACUGCAGAGGCAGCAGCAGCAACGGGAACAAGUGGCCAAGACCCCUCCCACAGGGGGCCAAGGAGCAGACACCCUCACCUAUACCUUAGGGCUCCCAGACAGCCAGUUGCCCCUGGGCUCCUCACCUGACCUGCCGGAGGCCUCAGCCUGUCCCCCUGGCCUCCUGAGAGCCCCAGGUUCUGGGCCCUCAUAUUCCAGUAACUUGGCCAAGUCAGGGCUCAACAGGGCCUCCUUCCAUCUUGAAUACAGCCCUGAGCGGGGCAAGGCUGACAGCAGAGAGAGCUACUGUAGCACAAGCAAUCAACUGACUCCUGACAGAUGCGGACUUCAUUUUGAGGAACACAGGCAUCUUGGGCUGGGGGAACCAGGACGAGGUCUGGACUAUAGUCCCAGUUUCCGCAGCACCCCAGAGACACCUUAUGCCUCACUGACAGAGAUUGAACACCUGGUGCAGAACGUUUGUAAGUCGUACCGCGAGACAUGUCAGCUGCGGCUGGAGGAUCUGCUACGGCAACGUCCCAACAUCUUCUCACGGGAGGAGGUGACCAGCUACCAGAGGAAGUCCAUGUGGGAGAUGUGGGAGCGCUGUGCCCACCGCCUCACGGAGGCCAUCCAGUACGUGGUGGAGUUCGCUAAGAGGCUCAUGGGCUUUAUGGAACUCUGCCAGAAUGACCAGAUCGUGCUGCUCAAAGCAGGAGCAAUGGAAGUGGUGUUGGUCAGGAUGUGCCGGGCCUACAAUGCUGACAACCACACAGUCUUUUUUGAAGGCAAAUACGGUGGCAUGGAGCUGUUUCGAGCCUUGGGCUGCAGCGAGCUCAUCGGUGCCAUCUUCGACUUCUCCCACUCCCUAAGUGCCUUGCGCUUUUCUGAGGAUGAGAUUGCCCUCUACACAGCCCUCGUUCUCAUCAAUGCCAGUCGGCCAGGGCUCCAAGACAAAAGGAAAGUAGAGCAGCUGCAGUACAACCUAGAGCUGGCCUUUCAUCACCAUCUCUGCAAGACUCAUCGCCAAGGCAUCUUGGCAAAGCUGCCACCCAAGGGGAAGCUUCGGAGCCUGUGCAGCCAGCAUGUGGAAAAGCUGCAAACCUUCCGGAACCUCCAUCCCAUUGUGGUCCAAGCUGCUUUCCCCCCACUCUACAAGGAACUCUUCAGCACUGAACUUGAGCCACCUGAGGGGCUGUCGGAGUGACCUGCCCUAGAUCCUGCUGGCCCACUUCCCAGGACCCCCUUCCACCUCAGUCUUUUUCUUUCCUGUAUCAUCUGGAGGGUGGUCCCCACAUGUUCUCUAGGCGUGAACAAGCGCUGAAACUGGUUUUCUGCCCACAGACUUGCCUGGCAGCGAGGCAGUAGCCAGGGAUUGGGGAUAGAGGGACGCCAGCUCCAGACUCAGCUCUGUUCUAUCUCAUUUCCCACCUUACCCCCAACUUCUGGUGGCCCUGCGGUGGGAUGGGAUAUAAGAACCUCUAGGAGGACCAGGGUAUCCUCAGGAUAAUAAGGGAGUCCAGGCCACCCUGAUGAACACAACUCAGCUCUGGGCUCAGAAGCUAAGAAUAGGUCUUUGAAAUACCUCAUUGCCUCUCUCCAUGGGCUUCAAGCUGGGG
This is a messenger RNA of Chrysochloris asiatica (Cape golden mole), 2014 nucleotides long. It is a transcript of the gene RORC, whose product is annotated as RAR-related orphan receptor C. The transcript has 11 exons. NCBI's taxonomy places the organism in Eukaryota, Metazoa, Chordata, Mammalia, Afrosoricida, Chrysochloridae. Gene Ontology annotation, cellular component: nucleus. Gene Ontology annotation, molecular function: RNA polymerase II cis-regulatory region sequence-specific DNA binding; nuclear receptor activity; zinc ion binding. Gene Ontology annotation, biological process: regulation of transcription by RNA polymerase II. The coding region runs from base 55 to 1602 and encodes 515 amino acids. The record is from RefSeq and is a predicted model, not a curated record.